AUGAGUAAGCCAGGGGGGCCUUGCCGUGUGGCCUGGAGGAGGAGGCGAGUGGCUCACGGCGGCGCUGAGCAGCAGAGCGCCAACACGGAGUACAUCCCAUGCCUGGCCGUGUCACGCUCCCUCGGGGACCUCUGGAGCUACGAGGCAGCGAGGUGCCAGUUCGUGGUGUCCCCCGAGCCGGACGUGAGCGCCUACCGGCUGGAGCCGCAGCGCCACCGCCACCUCGUGCUGGCCACCGACGGCGUCUGGGACGUCUUAAUGCCCACGGAGGCCGUGCGGCUCUGCCAACGAGCUGACGAGCAGGCCAGCGGUGGUGGUGCCAGCAGCGGUGGUGGUGCUAGCGGUGGUGGUGCUAGCGGUGGUGGUGCUAGCAGUGGUGGUGCUAGCAGUGGUGGUGCCAGCAGUGGUGGUGCUAGCAGUGGUGGUGGUGCUAGCGUUGGUGGUGCUAGCAGUGGUGGUGCUAGCAGUGGUGGUGCUAGCAGUGGUGGUGCUAGCAGUGGUGGUGGUGCUAGCAGCAGCAUCAGCGGUGCUGGAGGCCUCACGCCGGCACAGCUGCUGGUGGCCGAGGCGCUGUCUCGCUGGCACCGGCUCGGCCGCCCGGCCGACAACGUGAGCGCCGUGGUGGCGCGGCUGUGCCCCUCGGCGGCGGUGUCGCCGCUAGCGCCCCGGCUCUAUGCCGGCACCGCGACCUGCGCCAACAGCAGCGGCAGCGGGCUGCAGCCAGGAGGAGCCCCCCAGCAAGCGCAGCCGCAGGAGCCGCCCCGAAGAGCAGCUUCGCCACAGAGACGCCGCCUCCAACUAGCGCCGCGGUGCUCACGGCACACGCGGUAG
Messenger RNA from Lethenteron reissneri (Far Eastern brook lamprey), 831 nucleotides. Its product is annotated as glycine-rich protein 1-like. Gene Ontology annotation, molecular function: protein serine/threonine phosphatase activity. NCBI's taxonomy places the organism in Eukaryota, Metazoa, Chordata, Hyperoartia, Petromyzontiformes, Petromyzontidae. Gene Ontology annotation, biological process: protein dephosphorylation. The record is from RefSeq and is a predicted model, not a curated record.